Anthonomus grandis grandis is the source of this 2815-nucleotide messenger RNA. RefSeq names its product beta-mannosidase-like. Gene Ontology annotation, biological process: glycoprotein catabolic process. Gene Ontology annotation, molecular function: beta-mannosidase activity. The coding region runs from base 54 to 2762 and encodes 902 amino acids. The transcript has 14 exons. The record is from RefSeq and is a predicted model, not a curated record. Lineage: Eukaryota; Metazoa; Arthropoda; Insecta; Coleoptera; Curculionidae.
ACAACAAUUCCAUUCAAGUCUUUUCAGAAAGAAACCGAAGCAUUAACUGAGUUAUGUUUAUACCGAAUUAUUUAAAGUUUAUUUUUGCUUUUUUAGCUAUAUAUUUGAACAAAGCUUAUUGUAAGACUAAUUAUAAGUUAAGUUUAGAUGGUACUUGGAUUGCUAAAGAGACUGAUUAUUGGUAUGAAUUUCCAACUACAGUACCUGGUGGAGUAUACACGGAUCUUAUGAACCAAGGAAUCAUCGACGAUAUUUUUUAUGGGUACAAUGAUAAUACUACCAGAUGGGUGGGUAACAUAAAUUGGACUUACGCUCUUAAUUUUACAGUGGAUCCAGGUAUUUUCGAUUACGAAAAUGUCAAUUUAGUAUUCGAAGGUGUGGAUACGUUUGCCACAAUAGAACUAAAUAAUGUUACUCUUGGUGAAACAAAAAAUAUGUUUCUUCGGUAUGUUUUUGACGUUAGGGAUAUAUUAGAGACUAAUGGCAACAACAACACAUUAAAAGUGUUCUUUGCAAAUCCAGUAGAACGAGCCUUAACAUUGUAUAAUGAACAGCUUUCUAAUAACAUGAUUCCAUCUCCAUGUCCAACUAAUGAUUUUAUGUCCGAAUGUCAUGUUAAUAUGAUCAGGAAAAUGCAGGCGUCUUUUUCUUGGGACUUCGCUCCGUCUUUUCCAAGUAUGGGUAUAUGGAAACCAGUAUUCAUAGAGUGUUUUGAUGAGUCUGCCAUUCGUUACAUACAAACGAGAGUUAUAUAUGACGACAGUUCAGAAGAAGUAGAAUGGUACUUAUCUAUAGAUACCUUUUUUGAACCAAACAGAAAAGGAUACGUUACUGGGAAUCUCUUACUUGAGAUAUACUCAUCCAACAGCGAAUUAUAUCAGUACUAUAAUGUCAAUGUCUCAGUAAGUGAAACAGGAGAAAUUUGUAAAGGAGUAAGAAUGAUUAUUGAAGAAUUUUGGUUAAAUCCCUGGUGGCCUAAUGGCUAUGGAGAUCAACCUCUUUAUGAACUUCGUGCACAAUUUGCGAAUGCGGAUAACAGGAAUGACGUUUAUGAUAGUAAAUCAAUCAUGAUGGGUGUUAAAACAAUUGAGCUCGUACAAGAACCACUUGGAAACGGAGCUACAUUUUACUUGAAAAUUAACAGAAAGCCUAUUUUUAUAAAAGGCGCCAACUUGGUCCCAUUAAACAUUUUACCAGAGUUAAUUAAAAAUCCUGACACUAUUAAAAACUUACUUCAAAGUGUCAAAGAUGCCAACAUGAACAUGUUAAGAGUAUGGGGUGGCGGUACAUAUCUGCCCCAAGAAUUUUACAACUUAGCUGACCAGCUAGGAAUAAUGAUUUGGCACGAUUUCAUGUUCAGCAGCGCCCUCUACCCUGCUAAUGAAGAGUUUUUGAAAGAUGUUUUUACUGAAGUACAACAGAACUUCAAUGAUCUUUGGCGACAUCCCUCUGUGAUGGUCUUUUGUGGAAAUAAUAAGGUGGAGCAAAUACUAGAAUCAAAAUUCAAUACUGACACAAACAAGAAUCGUUACAUACAAAAUUAUCUCGAUUUAUUCAAUGACACGAUCAAAUUUAAAGUCAACCAAACGUCGGCCGGCACCGCCAUUUUCCUAAGCUCAAGUCCCAGUAACGGAAAUUGGACUCUGGUCAACAGUUCGUCGCCUCAAGACCUAAAUUCUGAAUUGUGGGGAGAUAUACACUACUUCAAUUACACAAGUGAUCCUUGGGAUCCAAGCUCAUAUCCAAUACCACGUUUCGCAUCAGAAUACGGUUUUCAAUCACUACCGUUCGAAGAUACUUGGAUGACAGCCACCAACGAUACCUCAGAUCUGAUAUUCGACAGUCAAUUUAUGAAAUGGCGUCAACAUCGCCAGAAUGGCAAUCAAGAAAUCGCCAACCUUAUAGCUGAAAAUUUGAAUUUGCCCAGUUCAGAUAGUGAUGAUUAUAGUAGUGCCAUGAUUUAUUUAUCAGAGGUGUAUGCUGCCCAGGCUAUGAGAAUGCAAACUGAACAUUAUAGAAGGUAUCGAAGUUACUUAACUGAGGAUGGACGGGGAAUGACUAUGGGAGCUAUGUUUUGGCAUUUGAAUGAUGUUUGGGUUGCUCCCAGUUGGUCUAGUAUUGAUUACACAGGUCGUUGGAAAAUGCUCCAUUACUUUGUCAAAGACUUUUUUUCUGACGUCAUUGUCACUGGAUACAUAAACCCAAACAGGGAACUUCUUCUCUAUACUGUUAACGAUAAGCUGACUGAUGUCGAAAAUGCCACUCUCAGAGUUAGAAUCUACAAGUAUGACAGCUCAGAUUUUGAACCUGCUUACGAAAAUAGUAAUGUCUAUGAUCUGUCCUCGGGCGCUUCCAAAUUGGUGAAAUCAUUGAAAACUGAUGAGUUAUUAAGCGAACAGAAUUGUGAUGAGAACACCUGUUUUUUCCAUUUAAUACUUCAGGAUAAUACUAACGAUAGUGUGGCCAUAAGUCCUCAAAAUUAUGUGUUUCCAGGAAAGCUAAAGGAGGCCAGUCUUCCAAAAUCUAAUUUAAUUAUUGAGUCUGUAUUAAAAACAGAAAACGCCAACACUUUUGAGGUAACACUAACAUCUGACAAUAUUGCUCUAUUCGUGUGGCUGGAUUCGCAUGCGGUUAGAGGCCGAUUUUCCGAAAAUGGUUUUAUGCAAGUUUCAGCAGUAAAAACUGUUGAGUUUUAUAGCGAUUCCGAUAUUACAGCCAAUGAAUUAAAGAAAUCUUUAACUGUUCGCCAUUUGACUUCUUGAGUUAAUGAUGAUAUUUUCUUUUUAUUUAAGUAAAAUAAAUUUGGUUAUAUAUG